This is a messenger RNA of Pocillopora meandrina, 507 nucleotides long. NCBI's taxonomy places the organism in Eukaryota, Metazoa, Cnidaria, Anthozoa, Scleractinia, Pocilloporidae. The record is from the annotation of a GenBank genome assembly.
AUGUAUUCAUUCAUUGACAGCAGCCGUUCUAAAUACAUGAUUCAACCUCAGCUGAGAAGUGGACAGACAAGUAAUUGGAUUGAGGUGACCAUGCACAUUGAUAGCGUAUCAGAGGCUAAUUGCUUGAGAAUGGAAGAUUUUAUAAAGAUUCAAAAUCGACCAGACUUGAAGAAAACUCGUGCCAUUUUGAAAGCGUACAAUGGAGAACGUGUGUUUUCCAAAGGUGAAAUCUACCUUGACAUCCAGAUUGGUGGAAAAAUAACCAGAGCAAAAUUCUUAGUGAUUGAUGAUGCUCCAAGUUCACUGUUAUCAGGAAAAAUGUGUGAGGAGUUGGAACUCUUGUCUAUUAAAAGAGGAUUAUUCGUCAACUCAGUUUCCAACGUGAAAGGGUUGACCAAGGAUGACAUUUUACAAGAACACAACGAUGUAUUCACUGGGUUAUGGUACAUUGGAAAUUACAAGAUUGAACUAACAGAUAGGAGCAGUACCGAAACAAGAUGCGCCUAG